Molecule: messenger RNA, 2919 nt
Organism: Budorcas taxicolor (takin)
Lineage: Eukaryota; Metazoa; Chordata; Mammalia; Artiodactyla; Bovidae
Gene: FXN
Product: frataxin
Exons: 5
Coding region: 14-667 (217 amino acids)
Biological process (GO): intracellular iron ion homeostasis; iron incorporation into metallo-sulfur cluster
Cellular component (GO): mitochondrion
Molecular function (GO): iron chaperone activity; ferroxidase activity; ferrous iron binding
Source: RefSeq, a predicted model, not a curated record
GAUCGCAAAGAGCAUGUGGACGCUCGCGCGCCGCUCGGUUGCCAGUUUCCUGCCCCGCUCCGCGCUCCCGGGCUUUGCCCCUACCAGUGCCGGGCCCCCGCGGCCGGCGAAGGACCUCUCGCUCUCCGGCCUCCAAGGCCUGCGCAUCGGAACCGCCGCGGCUCCGGCGCGCAGCCAGUCCAGUUUGAGCCUCCGCUGCCUCAACCAGACCCUGGACGUCAAAAAGCAAAGUGUCUGCUGGAUAAAUUUGAGGACAGCAGGAACUUUGGGUGAUGCUGGCACUUUGGACGAUACCACCUACGAAAGACUGGCCGAGGAGACACUGGACUCCUUAGCAGAGUUUUUUGAAGAUCUUGCAGACAAACCGUACACGUCUGAAGACUAUGAUGUCUCCUUUGGGAGUGGUGUUCUAACAGUUAAACUGGGUGGAGAUCUAGGUACCUACGUGAUCAACAAGCAGACUCCAAACAAGCAAAUCUGGUUAUCUUCACCAUCCAGUGGCCCCAAGCGUUACGACUGGACUGGGAGAAACUGGGUAUAUUCUCACGAUGGCAUGUCCCUCCACGAGUUGCUGGCCACGGAGCUGACUCAAGCCUUAAAGACCAAGAUGGACUUAUCUGCUCUGGCCUACUCUGGAAAAGACACGUCCUGCCCAGCCCAAUGCUAAAGACAUGAAAAGCUCUAAAGCCAAGACCCCAGCCUUGUUCUGCAGCUAAAUGGCUAGCUUUUUCCAUUCCUGCCUUUGAGGACAGUUGCAUUAUAUGUAACAGCUCUGUGAAAAGACUGUGUCGCCUUCCACCCUGCCUCCUGAGUUCAGAUUUUUAAUUUCUGAUUUCCUCCCUCACGUGAUAGCCUUUAUGUUUCAUAAUGUCUGUAUGCCCAUACCUUUAUAUAUAACCUCACAACUAAGAAAAACAAGAAGGAUAAGUUCUAGGAGGAGAAAUUAAUGGGCUUGACCAUUCAUUCUUUGAAGGACUUACUACAAAAACUGCAUGAAGAGUAUUUGGCCAAUCUCAUCAUGCUAUCUCAAAAUGAGACUUAUUAAAGGGAAGCCUAAAAUGUUCCUCCUCCUCUUGAAAGUGUAAACACUUCUAAGCCCUUUAGUACUGAAGCAUCAGUGGCAACUCGGGAACUGUCAAAUGAAGACUAUUUUCUCUUUGUGUUUUGUGACCCAAGGUGUAAUAGGGCAAUGCAGAAGUGUCUUCCAUAUGUGCAUAUAUAUGUACAUACACAUUUAUGUAUGUGUAUACAUAUUUUUUUAAGGAUCGGUAUAGAAUAAGCUACUGAAACACAGGUCUGAGUAUGCAAAAAGUCUCCCAAAGAUCAGGGGGCGGGGAGCCAUCUCCCUAAUCUCGUGGAUAUAGUAUAAUAAACGAGGUCAUGAAGCUAAGGAGGUGCUUGACAAACUGUGAAAGCCCACGUAAAUGAAAAGAUGUUGGUGUAGCCGAAUAAAAGUUAACUCUCAACUUUUAGGUUGUGAAUAAUUUUUUAAUUCCACACCCCUUUCCUGUUUCCCCAUUUCUAUUCCCCUCCUACCUUAAAAGAACCUAAUUAUAAGAAUGUGAUCACUAAGCAAAUGAAACUAACUCCUGAGCUUUGCUCUCCUGAAUGUACACCAUGCUUUGUCUAACCUGUUGAUUCUUUUCUUAGAUCAAAAGAAGUCAGACUAGCUCUCUACACCCAAAAGUUCCCCCAAAGCAAUCCUGCAGGCAGAUCACUCAGGCAAGGUAACUGACGAGAGCCAGGCAGUCUGCACUCAGUGGCAAUGCAGAGUCCAGCCUCCUGCCUCGGUGAUUCACUGAGCUGCUUCCCCCUCCAUUUUUCCCAUUAAAACUGUCCUGGCUGAGCAGAAUCUUGGGAGUUGAUCUCCGGACACAGAUCCACUAUCUCCCCAGACUGCCAGCUCUUCUAAUUAAAGCACCUUUCUUUUCUUUAAAAACAAACAAACAAAAAUAUCUUGGUGUUAAUGAAAGGAACCCUGGUGCUACACCUCGUUUAGGUGCUGAGACUUGGCUCAGCCCCAAAAGCAGUUGCCUGUCUCUGGGCAAGUUUCUCAACCUCGCUGGACCUCUGUGUCCCCGCCUUAACAGAGAGGACGAAACUGGAUAGAACAGAGUUGACUCCCAAGUCAGACAUGCAGUAGUCCCAUCAGGCAACUUUCCAGGCUAGCUUUAAUUCCCUCUAGCAGAGGAGAAGACAGUGGACACUUUUUAUAAGCUCCAGAGUGAGUAUAUGGUUCUGGGUUUAAGUCCACUUGAAUUUCAGUUGAAUUCAUGUUCAUAUAAUCAUCUUUUAUUGUGCCAUUACUGGCUAAGCCUGUGCUGAAGGCAGAAUGUUUAGGUGUUAUCUCUAACCCCCAAUCACAGGCCUCAUAAAUGAGAUUAGUGCUCUUUUACGAGAGACCCCAGGGAGCUGCCUUGUCCCUUGCAACAUGCACAGACACAGGGAGAAGACAACUGUCUGUGAACCAGGAAGCAGGUCUUCACCUGCCACCCAGUCUGCUCUUGAUCAUGGACUUCCUGGCCCCCAGAACUAUGAAAUAAAUCUUCAUAAGCCAUCCAGUCUCUGGUAUUGUUGCCACAGCCUUGGUGGACUAAGACAGCCUGCUACACCAUCUGAACUGUUACAGCCUUGCAUUUCACACAUGCAGAAACCAGGGCUUGGGAACAUUAAAACCCACUCAAAGUUAGGCUCCUUUUCUGCUACUCCCUUACUAAAGAAAGAUUUAUUAGUGACUAGUCUAUGCAAAGAUGUAGCAGACUUUGUGCACUGGGAAAAGGAAAAACAUUCUUUGCGGGGGGAAAAAAACCCCUCAUAACAAUAGAACAAUACAGACAAAUGCUAAAUGAGUAUUUAAAAUACAAUCUUUCUUUAAAAAUGAGUUAUUUUUUAGUCCAGUGAAAAUUUUUAAGUGGGGUA